GAUUUUCAUCUCUUUAUUUUAAAUAUUUAAAUAUUUAAUUCUUUAAUUUUUUUUUUGUUACGUUACUCUACUUUAUUAUUAAUAAUACUAUUAAUUGAUAAUAAUCUAAUUCACCAAGUCCCUCACUCUACCAACCUAAUACCAUAAAAUGGAAACAACUCUCUCAAAACGAGAGGUAUCUUCAAAAGCUGCUAGCUUUGAAGAAGGUGAACGAUACCUUGAUGAAAAGGAAGAAAAGGGCUCCUUCGUCGAUUCCCACAAAGGAACCAGAGACCCAAAGGAUAUUGAUUACGAAAACGAAGAUCUCGACCUUGAAAUUGUCAACCAGAUCGCAAGUGUUGAAGAUGACCCAAAUACCAAAGUUUUAACCGUUCGUGCCUUCGUUUCUGGCUCUCUGCUCGCAUGUCUCGGUUCUUCCGUUUACCAGCUGAUGCAGUUCAAGCCUGUCCCUGUCCCACUUUCCAACAUGUUCUUGUUGAUUCUCGCUUACCUCCUCUGCCAGGGUUCAACUCGCGUUUUUAAGACCGGCACUCUUCUCAACCCCGGCCCCUUCAACGUUAAAGAGCACACCUUGAUCUAUGUCAUUGUUUCUUCCGCAAACGCAUCUGCUUACGGUACUUACAUUCUCGGUGCCCAGCAACUUUACUACACUGAAUACCCCAGUGCAGCUGGUGGUAUCUUCUUGCUGUUUGCUACUCAAAUCAUCGGUUACGGUAUUGCUGGUCAACUUCGCCCAUUCCUUGUCUACCCCUCUCAAAUGAUCUGGCCCACCAGUCUUCCCACCGUUUCUUUCCUCAAGACCUUCAACGGUCCUGGAAAUGAAAGCAGAUUCCUCAUCAAAUUCUUCUUCGCCGUCUUCUUCGCUGUCUUUGUCUGGGAACUCGUUCCUCAGUACAUGUUCCCUCUCCUCGGUGGUUUCUCCAUCGUCUGUCUCGCCAAGCGUGACAGUGUCUGGGUCCAGCGCAUCUUUGGUGGUAUAUCAGUUAACGAAGGUCUUGGUAUCGGCUCCAUCAGUUUGGACUGGACCAGUCUGUCAUACUAUGCUCCUCUUGUACUGCCCUUGUAUGUCCAAUUCAACAUCUAUGGUGGUAUCUUGAUCUUGUGGCUCUUGGCUCCUCUUGUUUACUACUUUGAUGUCUGGCACGCCAAGAGCUUCCCCUUCUUGUCUAACGGUCUGUACCAAUUGAACGAAGAGACUGGUGAAGCUGUCCGUUAUCCCCAGGCUCUUGUGCUCGAUGAACUCAACAACAUCAACCUUACUGCUCUCGAAGAAGUCGGUCGACCUUACUAUGGUGCUAUCUACGCUAUCCAAUACAUCUUCAUUAACUUCGGUGUCACUUCCAUGGUCACCCACGUCAUCCUCUACCAUGGUGCUGACAUCAAGAACAUUGCUUUUGCCAUCUUCAGACGCAAGGAAUCCAAAGAGCAAGAUAUUCACAACCGUCUCAUGUCUGCUUACAAGGAAGUUCCCGCCUGGUGGUACUACAUUAUCUUUGUUUGCGGUAUUGGACUCAACAUUGGUAUCGGCUAUGCUAACAAGAGUCAGCUCCCAUGGUGGGGUUUCUUGAUUGCCAUCAUCUUGUCUACUGUCUUGUCUCUUCCCUUGAACAUGAUUACUGCCAUUACUGGUACUGGUUUCGGUCUCAACGUCGUCGCUGAGAUGAUUUGCGGUUUCAUGCUUCCCGGUAACCCUGUUGCUAACAUGUACUUCAAGACCAUUGGUUACAACACCAUGUCCCAGGCUGGUGCCAUGGCAGCAGAUCUUAAGAUUGGUCACUACCUCAAGGUUCCCCCAAGAAUCGUUUUCUCUGCUCAGAUGCUCGGUACCGUCAUUGGUUGCAUCUUCAACUACAUUGUCAACUACACUAUUAUCAACUCCAAGAGAGAACAGCUUUUGGACCCCAACGGUAACAUCUGGAGUGGUUCCACUCCUCAAACUAUCAACUCUGCUGCCAUCACCUGGGGUGCCAUUGGUCCCAUGUUCAUGUUUGGUCCUGGUACUCUUUACUACUUCUUCUUGUGGGCCUUCAUUGUCGGAUUGUUCCUCCCAGUUCCUUUCUGGCUUCUUCACAGAUUCUUCCCCAAGGUCGGUUUUAACUAUAUUAACGUUCCUAUGAUCUUGGUCGGUCUCUGUACUCUUCCUGGUUCAAGUUCAUCAUGGAUUACCCUGUCUUGGGUUAUCAUUCUCGUCAGUCAGCUUUACGUCAAGCGCCGCUAUAGCAAGUGGUACGUCAAGCACAACUACUUGAUGUCUGCUGCUUUGGAUUCCGGAGCUUCCCUCAUGUCCUUCUUGUUGGCCAUGACUGUCUUUGGUGGUGGUGAUGGUAUCGAGAGACCUUUCCCUAACUGGGCUGGUAACAACAACGAUAUCCCUUACUACGAUUACUGCUGCGCUGAUUGCGAAUAAUUCUUACUUAAACAUAUCUUAAUUACUUUUAUUUAUCUACCCUUCUUACUAAAGAAGCAUAUUCACACCUUAUUCCCUAUAUUUUCUCUCUUCUUACUAUUCUAAUGUACGGACAAGUUUAUUAUCACUGUCCUUCUCGAGCAGGAUAACUCGAGUAGUAAUCUAAUUAAAAGAGCUAUACUUUAACAAAUAAUAAAAUAAAUUCAUUUUGACUUUUUAUCGGUCACUUCAAUAUA
Molecule: messenger RNA, 2643 nt
Organism: Phycomyces blakesleeanus NRRL 1555(-)
Lineage: Eukaryota; Fungi; Mucoromycota; Mucoromycetes; Mucorales; Phycomycetaceae
Exons: 2
Coding region: 149-2407 (752 amino acids)
Biological process (GO): transmembrane transport
Molecular function (GO): oligopeptide transmembrane transporter activity
Source: RefSeq, a predicted model, not a curated record